Metopolophium dirhodum (rose-grain aphid) is the source of this 1777-nucleotide messenger RNA. RefSeq names its product 26S proteasome non-ATPase regulatory subunit 11 (gene Rpn6). The record is from RefSeq and is a predicted model, not a curated record. Bases 151 to 1377 code for a protein of 408 amino acids. Gene Ontology annotation, cellular component: proteasome regulatory particle, lid subcomplex. Lineage: Eukaryota; Metazoa; Arthropoda; Insecta; Hemiptera; Aphididae. Gene Ontology annotation, molecular function: structural molecule activity; protein binding. Gene Ontology annotation, biological process: ubiquitin-dependent protein catabolic process. The transcript is spliced from 2 exons.
UGUCAGUUUCCUCUAUUUACUAUUUAGUAUUUAGUGUUACCUAUAUUACUACGAGCAGUACGAGCAUAAUAUAAUAUUCGUCCUUAUAAGCGAACACCCUAAGUGAUCGAAGUGACCCUUGCCAGUGUUAAACCAUCGAAACGUAUCGAAAUGGCAGGUGCUACCAUGUUAGCGCGCAUCAACAAGCCGUCCGACUUCGCCAUGAAGAAAGUCGAAACUGAACACGACAGGAUUAUGGCACGCGAGCAACUGAUCCUCACGCAGGGUGAACUCUUAAAGAAAGAAGGUAAGGCCAAAGAACUGGCCGCCUUAAUCAAGGAGACCAGGCCGUUUUUGUCCGAAAUCAGUAAGGCGAAAGCGGCCAAACUAGUGCGGUCCCUGGUUGACCUCUUCCUGGACCUCGAAGCAGGCAUUGGGAUUGAAUUGCAACUGUGCAAGGAGUGCAUAGAAUGGGCCAAGGAAGAGCGACGAACGUUUCUCAGGCAGUCGCUGGAGUCCCGGUUGAUGGCCCUGUACUUCGAUUCUGGAAUGUUUUCUGAAGCAUUGCAACACGGUGCAGUACUGUUGAAAGAACUGAAAAAGUUGGAUGAUAAAAAUUUGUUGGUCGACGUUUUAUUAUUGGAAAGCAAAGCUUAUCAUGCUCUGAACAACUUGUCCAAGGCUAGGGCCUCUCUUACUUCUGCUAGAACGACGGCAAACUCGAUUUAUUGCCCACCUAAAAUGCAGUCUUCUCUUGACUUGCAAUCGGGAAUCUUACAUGCAGCCGACGAGCAAGACUUUAAAACUGCUUAUUCUUAUUUCUAUGAAGCUUUUGAAGGGUUUGACAGUGUGGACAGUGCAUCUAAUGCACUUAAGGCAUUGAAGUACAUGCUUUUGUCAAAGAUAAUGUUAAAUAAUGCAGAAGAUGUACAACAGAUUGUGAGCGGUAAAUUAGCAUUAAAAUAUACAGGUCGUGAUGUAGAAGCAAUGAAGAGCAUUGCAAGAGCUAGUCACAAAAGAUCUUUAGCAGAUUUUCAAAUUGCGUUAAAUGAAUAUAAAAAAGAAUUGGAAGAAGAUCCAAUUGUCAGAGCACAUUUAGAUACACUUUAUGGAAAUAUGUUGGAACAAAAUCUGUGUAGAAUCAUUGAGCCAUACUCUAGAGUACAAGUUGAGUAUGUUGCCAAAUCAAUAAAUUUACCUAUGGAAAAUGUUGAACGAAAACUUUCACAGAUGAUAUUGGACAAAAAAUUCCAUGGUAUCUUAGACCAGGGUGAAGGCAUUCUUAUAGUAUUUGAAGAAGCUGAAAUCGAUGAAACUUAUGAAUUAGUUUUAGAUAAUAUAAAUAGCAUGAGCAAAGUCGUGGAUACAUUGUAUCAGACUGCUAAAAAAUUAACAUAAAAAUUGAACUAACAAAUUAUAUCCAAAAUUAAAAAAGUUAAAAAAUCUUUGUAUUUCGAGUACAUAAUAUUUCUUUUGGUUAAUAUUACUAAAUAAAUAAACUUGAGAUGAAAAAAAAAAUAUAGUACUAUUUAUUUUCAUUUAGAUAACUGGAUUUUAGGGAUAAUAUUAGGAGCAGUAAUUAGUCAUCAAAAUGUAUGUAUGGGCUUAACUUUUACAACUUGUAUUUUAUAAAUUUAUAAUCAACAGUUUAUUUUCUUUGUAAAUAAAAUUAUGUACAUUGAUACAAUGAUUAAUAAUCACUACUAAUCAUUAUUUUACUUGUUUUCAUUACUUAUUAUUUUAUAAGAAUAAAAAUGUAUAUCUUAUUUUUUGUUCAAUAUUAAUUUAAUUAACAUUA